AACAUGUGGGAAAAGAAUCAGUGACACAUCAGCAUUGAGCGCUCAUAUAAGAACCCACACAGGUGAGAAGCCGUUCCUUUGCAAGACCUGCGGGAAAAGAUUCAAUGAGAAGUCAGUAUUAAAAAGGCAUUGUAGAAUCCACACAGGUGAGAAGCCACAUACUUGUAAAGUAUGUGGGAGAGCUUUCGGACAUAAUGGUCAUUUGUUAGUCCACAUGAGGACUCACACAGGUGAGAAGCCGUAUAUUUGUAAAGUAUGUGGCAGAGCUUUUGGACGUAAUUGUCACUUGUUAGGCCACAUGAGGACUCACACAGGUGAGAAGCCGUAUAUUUGUAAAGUAUGUGGGAGAGCUUUCGGACGUAAUGGUCACUUGUUAGUCCACAUGAGGACUCACACAGGUGAGAAGCCGUAUACUUGUAACGUAUGUGGGAGAGCUUUCGGACGUAAUGGUCACUUGUUAGGCCACAUGAGGACUCACACAGGUGAGAAGCCGUAUACUUGUAAAGUAUGUGGGAGAGCUUUCGUACGUAAUGGUGACUUAUUAGUCCACAUGAGGACUCAUUCAGGUGAGAAGCCAUAUACUUGUAAAGUAUGUGGGAGAGCUUACGUACGUAACUAUGACUUGUUAGUCCACAUGAGGACUCAUUCAGGUGAGAAGCCGUAUACUUGUAAAGUAUGUGGGAGAGCUUUCGUACGUAAUAGUGUCUUGUUAGUCCACAUGAGGACUCACACAGGUGAGAAGCCGUAUACUUGUAAAGUAUGUGGGAGAGCUUUCGGACGUAAUGGUCACUUGUUAGGCCACAUGAGGACUCACACAGGUGAGAAGCCGUAUACUUGUAAAGUAUGUGGGAGAGCUUUCGUACGUAAUGGUGACUUAUUAGUCCACAUGAGGACUCAUUCAGGUGAGAAGCCAUAUACUUGUAAAGUAUGUGGGAGAGCUUACGUACGUAACUAUGACUUGUUAGUCCACAUGAGGACUCAUUCAGGUGAGAAGCCGUAUACUUGUAAAGUAUGUGGGAGAGCUUUCGUACGUAAUAGUGUCUUGUUAGUCCACAUGAGGACUCACACAGGUGAGAAGCCGUAUACUUGUAAAGUAUGUGGGAGAGCUUUCGGACGUAAUGGUCACUUGUUAGGCCACAUGAGGACUCACACAGGUGAGAAGCCGUAUACUUGUAAAGUAUGUGGGAGAGCUUUCGUACGUAAUGGUGACUUAUUAGUCCACAUGAGGACUCAUUCAGGUGAGAAGCCAUAUACUUGUAAAGUAUGUGGGAGAGCUUACGUACGUAACUAUGACUUGUUAGUCCACAUGAGGACUCAUUCAGGUGAGAAGCCGUAUACUUGUAAAGUAUGUGGGAGAGCUUUCGUACGUAAUAGUGUCUUGUUAGUCCACAUGAGGACUCACACAGGUGAGAAGCCGUAUACUUGUAAAGUAUGUGGGAGAGCUUUCGGACGUAAUGGUCACUUGUUAGGCCACAUGAGGACUCACACAGGUGAGAAGCCGUAUACUUGUAAAGUAUGUGGGAGAGCUUUCGUACGUAAUGGUGACUUAUUAGUCCACAUGAGGACUCAUUCAGGUGAGAAGCCAUAUACUUGUAAAGUAUGUGGGAGAGCUUACGUACGUAACUAUGACUUGUUAGUCCACAUGAGGACUCAUUCAGGUGAGAAGCCGUAUACUUGUAAAGUAUGUGGGAGAGCUUUCGUACGUAAUAGUGUCUUGUUAGUCCACAUGAGGACUCACACAGGUGAGAAGCCGUAUACUUGUAAAGUAUGUGGGAGAGCUUUCGGACGUAAUGGUCACUUGUUAGGCCACAUGAGGACUCACACAGGUGAGAAGCCGUAUACUUGUAAAGUAUGUGGGAGAGCUUUCGUACGUAAUGGUGACUUAUUAGUCCACAUGAGGACUCAUUCAGGUGAGAAGCCAUAUACUUGUAAAGUAUGUGGGAGAGCUUACGUACGUAACUAUGACUUGUUAGUCCACAUGAGGACUCAUUCAGGUGAGAAGCCGUAUACUUGUAAAGUAUGUGGGAGAGCUUUCGUACGUAAUAGUGUCUUGUUAGUCCACAUGAGGACUCACACAGGUGAGAAGCCGUAUACUUGUAAAGUAUGUGGGAGAGCUUUCGGACGUAAUGGUCACUUGUUAGGCCACAUGAGGACUCACACAGGUGAGAAGCCGUAUACUUGUAAAGUAUGUGGGAGAGCUUUCGUACGUAAUGGUGACUUAUUAGUCCACAUGAGGACUCAUUCAGGUGAGAAGCCAUAUACUUGUAAAGUAUGUGGGAGAGCUUACGUACGUAACUAUGACUUGUUAGUCCACAUGAGGACUCAUUCAGGUGAGAAGCCGUAUACUUGUAAAGUAUGUGGGAGAGCUUUCGUACGUAAUAGUGUCUUGUUAGUCCACAUGAGGACUCACACAGGUGAGAAGCCGUAUACUUGUAAAGUAUGUGGGAGAGCUUUCGGACGUAAUGGUCACUUGUUAGGCCACAUGAGGACUCACACAGGUGAGAAGCCGUAUACUUGUAAAGUAUGUGGGAGAGCUUUCGUACGUAAUGGUGACUUAUUAGUCCACAUGAGGACUCAUUCAGGUGAGAAGCCAUAUACUUGUAAAGUAUGUGGGAGAGCUUACGUACGUAACUAUGACUUGUUAGUCCACAUGAGGACUCAUUCAGGUGAGAAGCCGUAUACUUGUAAAGUAUGUGGGAGAGCUUUCGUACGUAAUAGUGUCUUGUUAGUCCACAUGAGGACUCACACAGGUGAGAAGCCGUAUACUUGUAAAGUAUGUGGGAGAGCUUUCGGACGUAAUGGUCACUUGUUAGGCCACAUGAGGACUCACACAGGUGAGAAGCCGUAUACUUGUAAAGUAUGUGGGAGAGCUUUCGUACGUAAUGGUGACUUAUUAGUCCACAUGAGGACUCAUUCAGGUGAGAAGCCAUAUACUUGUAAAGUAUGUGGGAGAGCUUACGUACGUAACUAUGACUUGUUAGUCCACAUGAGGACUCAUUCAGGUGAGAAGCCGUAUACUUGUAAAGUAUGUGGGAGAGCUUUCGUACGUAAUAGUGUCUUGUUAGUCCACAUGAGGACUCACACAGGUGAGAAGCCGUAUACUUGUAAAGUAUGUGGGAGAGCUUUCGGACGUAAUGGUCACUUGUUAGGCCACAUGAGGACUCACACAGGUGAGAAGCCGUAUACUUGUAAAGUAUGUGGGAGAGCUUUCGUACGUAAUGGUGACUUAUUAGUCCACAUGAGGACUCAUUCAGGUGAGAAGCCAUAUACUUGUAAAGUAUGUGGGAGAGCUUACGUACGUAACUAUGACUUGUUAGUCCACAUGAGGACUCAUUCAGGUGAGAAGCCGUAUACUUGUAAAGUAUGUGGGAGAGCUUUCGUACGUAAUAGUGUCUUGUUAGUCCACAUGAGGACUCACACAGGUGAGAAGCCGUAUACUUGUAAAGUAUGUGGGAGAGCUUUCGGACGUAAUGGUCACUUGUUAGGCCACAUGAGGACUCACACAGGUGAGAAGCCGUAUACUUGUAAAGUAUGUGGGAGAGCUUUCGUACGUAAUGGUGACUUAUUAGUCCACAUGAGGACUCAUUCAGGUGAGAAGCCAUAUACUUGUAAAGUAUGUGGGAGAGCUUACGUACGUAACUAUGACUUGUUAGUCCACAUGAGGACUCAUUCAGGUGAGAAGCCGUAUACUUGUAAAGUAUGUGGGAGAGCUUUCGUACGUAAUAGUGUCUUGUUAGUCCACAUGAGGACUCACACAGGUGAGAAGCCGUAUACUUGUAAAGUAUGUGGGAGAGCUUUCGGACGUAAUGGUCACUUGUUAGGCCACAUGAGGACUCACACAGGUGAGAAGCCGUAUACUUGUAAAGUAUGUGGGAGAGCUUUCGUACGUAAUGGUGACUUAUUAGUCCACAUGAGGACUCAUUCAGGUGAGAAGCCAUAUACUUGUAAAGUAUGUGGGAGAGCUUACGUACGUAACUAUGACUUGUUAGUCCACAUGAGGACUCAUUCAGGUGAGAAGCCGUAUACUUGUAAAGUAUGUGGGAGAGCUUUCGUACGUAAUAGUGUCUUGUUAGUCCACAUGAGGACUCACACAGGUGAGAAGCCGUAUACUUGUAAAGUAUGUGGGAGAGCUUUCGGACGUAAUGGUCACUUGUUAGGCCACAUGAGGACUCACACAGGUGAGAAGCCGUAUACUUGUAAAGUAUGUGGGAGAGCUUUCGUACGUAAUGGUGACUUAUUAGUCCACAUGAGGACUCAUUCAGGUGAGAAGCCAUAUACUUGUAAAGUAUGUGGGAGAGCUUACGUACGUAACUAUGACUUGUUAGUCCACAUGAGGACUCAUUCAGGUGAGAAGCCGUAUACUUGUAAAGUAUGUGGGAGAGCUUUCGUACGUAAUAGUGUCUUGUUAGUCCACAUGAGGACUCACACAGGUGAGAAGCCGUAUACUUGUAAAGUAUGUGGGAGAGCUUUCGGACGUAAUGGUCACUUGUUAGGCCACAUGAGGACUCACACAGGUGAGAAGCCGUAUACUUGUAAAGUAUGUGGGAGAGCUUUCGUACGUAAUGGUGACUUAUUAGUCCACAUGAGGACUCAUUCAGGUGAGAAGCCAUAUACUUGUAAAGUAUGUGGGAGAGCUUACGUACGUAACUAUGACUUGUUAGUCCACAUGAGGACUCAUUCAGGUGAGAAGCCGUAUACUUGUAAAGUAUGUGGGAGAGCUUUCGUACGUAAUAGUGUCUUGUUAGUCCACAUGAGGACUCACACAGGUGAGAAGCCGUAUACUUGUAAAGUAUGUGGGAGAGCUUUCGGACGUAAUGGUCACUUGUUAGGCCACAUGAGGACUCACACAGGUGAGAAGCCGUAUACUUGUAAAGUAUGUGGGAGAGCUUUCGUACGUAAUGGUGACUUGUUAGUCCACAUGAGGACUCACACAGGUGAGAAGCCGUAUACAUGUAAAGUAUGUGGGAGAGCUUUCGGACGUAAUGGAGACGUGUUAGUCCACAUGAGGACUCACACAGGUGAGAAGCCGUAUACUUGCAAAACAUGUGGGAAACACUUCAGAUCUAGGAGUAACUUGAAAGUCCACAUGAGAACGCACACAGGUGUAAAGGUGCAUGACUUGAGCACAGAGGUUCCAGUUGAAGUCACACAUAUACAGGAGAGAGACUGUUUACAUGCAAAACAUGUGGCAGAGCUUUCAGAGGCCUGUUCCAUAAAGCAUGCUAAGAAAAGUGGGGAGUGAAGUCCAAAUCCUGAAUUUUAAUUGAAAUUGCAGGUCUGGAAAAGUUCAACUAGUGAGAUAAAGAACAAAAGGAGGAGACUACUCUAAAGUCUGAAUUUUAUACUUGCAAGAGUCAUGGAAAACCUGGAAAAGUCAUGAAAUUAGUCAAAAUCAUUAUAAGUCACAGAACUUGUUUGUAUAUAGUGAAUUUUUUUUUAUUAUUAUUAUUAAUUUGAUACAGGCGAGCAUACAAACAUAUCACACUCAACAAUAUAAUAACAUAACAUCAAACAAAGAAACACAAAUAAAAACAAAAGAAUAAGACAAGACAAAAUAGAAUAUAUAGGAUCCCUUCAAAUAUUCAAGAGAUAAAUUUCCAAUAGCAUCACAUUAAAACAAACAAGAUAAACAUAUGAAAGAGCAUAUUUAUAAUUGUAUAUAAUCCCACUCUUCAAUAGAGGAGAUUUUUUCCUUUUCAUAUUAUGUAGUACUACUUUACAGUUAUUUGUAGUGAUUAUUUUUUCCAAAAGAAAUUGGCUUUGCAAUAUAUUUUUGAACAAACUUAUAUCUAGGCUCGUUCUUGAUUGAGCUUUUAAUAUAAAUAUUUUACCUAACAAAAUAAUUGUAUUUGUUAUCUGGGGACAAUUUUCAUCCAAAUCUCCCAACAUAAUAUUUAAAGGUAUGAAUUUAAGACAGAUAUCCAAUGUCCUUAGCCAGUUUUGGAUAUUGGUCCACCAACUUGCAACAUAGGGACAAUAACAAAAUAAAUGCAUCUGGUCUUCUUCUUCUUCAUUACAAAAUCUACAUAAUGAUGACUCUACAAUAUUAAACAUAUUAAGUUGCUUUUUGGUAGCAGUAAUUUUAUAAAAAAAAUCUUCACCUGAAAAAUUCUAGAGUAAGAAUCAAUUGUUGUUUUAUAAAUUGUUCUGAAAAAUUGUUUCCAAGGUAUCAAAAUAUUAAAUUGGUCUUCACAAAAAGUACAGACUGAGUGCGGAAAAGCGGUAAGGCCUCUGCGCUGUAAAAUAAAAUUAUAUAUAUAUUUUUUUGUUUAUUUCUGUUCUAAGUUAAAGAUAUUAUAUACUUGUCCAUACAACCUGCAAAAUUUAUGAUAAGAAAGGAAAUCACCCUUGCUAUCUAGUAUGUCGUUUACAAAAACAAUUCCAUUUCUCCAAAAUGUUUCCCAUAGAACAGGCUUCUCGUCUAUUAAUACUUCUGAAUUCAUCCAUAUUACUUGAUUUUGAAUAUCUUCUGGGGUGUCAGGAGGAUAAAACUGGUAACUCAACCAAACCUUCAGUGCAUCUUUAAAAAAAUGGUGAAAGGUUCACUAAUAUAUCUUUAUAUAGCAAAUCAAGAUGGUAAGAUUUUAAUUGGACAAACGGAAACAAUUUACAGCCAAAGAAAAGAUACACCGACAAUAGGUUUUGACUUGUUCUCCAGGAACUCUUAUGGUAAAUGUUAUCAAUCCAGGAUGCUUUUAGGGAUAAGUUCAUUACUGCAAUAUUUUUUAAAUUCAAGCCACCAUUUUCGUAUGAAUUAUAAUGUAUUAUCUUUUAAUCUUAUCCGGCUUAUUAUUCCAGAGGAACUUGAUUAUUUUUUGUUCAAAAGUUUUAAAAACAGGAUGCCUCUGGUGAAGGAAGUGCCAUUAGGAGAUAAAUGAACUGAGGAAUUAUGAAAGUGUUAAUCAUUGUAACCUUUCCUUGUAAGGUCAAAUUCCUUCCUUUCCAAGGUUGUAAAACUUUUUCAAUUUUCUCCAAUUUUCUGUCAUAAUUUAUCUUAACUAAAUCUUUUGGAUUAUCUGGAAUAUGAAUUCCCAAAACAUCUACUGAACCAUUACACCAUUUAACUGGAGCUUGGCACUGUAAACCAAAAUCUGUACCUCUCAAUGAUCCUAUUCUCAUAACAGUGCAUUUACCAAAAUUUGGCAUUAGUCCAGAAAAUUUUGAAAAAAUGUUUAAAUCGAGUAUGAGGGCAUCUAAUGAAGAUUUUUUUGAGGCUGCAGAAAAAAAGUUGCAUCAUCUGCAUAUAAUGUCAACUUCGUUUCUAGACCAUUUGGUUUUAAUCCUGUGAUACAUGAGUUACUUCUGAUUUUAAUAGCAAGAAUUUCAAUACAUAACAAGAACAGGUAUGGAGACAACGGACACCCUUGACGUACAGCUCUAGACGGAGUAAAACUAUUAGAUAAGUGUCCAUUAUUUACUAUUUUACUAUUACUAUACUAUUGGGUUGGUUGUACAUGAUCUUCACCCAUUAUUAAUUAUUAGAAUCAUCUUCAGUGGAUAUCCCUCCAUAUAAUGUAACAUAAUGGCAAAUUCAUUUUCUGCAGCUGGCGUUUUAAUGUAGCUUUAACAUGUGUCGAUGUGUGACAAUGUUUGUUUACCAUCAGGUGUGUUUUGUCAUGUUCUCCCUCAGUUUGUCUCUCCCUUCCUGUGUGCCAAUUAUGUUUACAUAGAGUUUGAAUCUGAUGUUUGAAAAACGCCGGGCAAGUGGGGAAAGAAAAACAAAAUUCUUCAUGAUGAGUCCUUGAAAAGUCAUGAAAAAGUUUGGAAAUAUUGUCCAUGAAAAUGCGAGCGGAACCUGUAAUUAAAAGUAUGACUGAUUUUGCAGUGAGCACAGUAAUAAACUGAUCCCAGAAGAUUUGUCCUGUUGCUGUGAUCUUUUGUCAGGGUGUCUACAGGUCCUUUAAAAUGUCUUAGAUUAACGAGCAAGUCAUAGAGGAAUUUAUUGUGGAUAAAAGCUUAGUAUGUAUGAAUGAUGGGAGAGGUACCAGGUAUAAUAGUGUGCAAAACACAGAAAGUGCAAUUGAUUUAACAUUUAUAUCAGAAGAAGUCUCUGGUGUUACCACAUGGAAGGUGUUAAGUAAAUCAACAAUAGGUUGUGAUCAUUACCCUGUAAUAAUUAAGACUGGAGUAGAAGUUCACCAAGAUGAGGAUCUAAGACUACCAAGAUGUAAAUUAGAUAAAGCAAAUUGUGAGGUGCAUCAAAAGCUAUGUAAGGAUAAAUGUGAGCUGUUAAACAAAGAAGAAUUCUCAGAUGGGGAUGAAUUCAAUAACAAGCUGGUAGCAGUCAUAGUACAAGCAGCAGAGGAAAGUAUACCAAGGGGUGCUGGGAGCAGAGGUAAAAAGACUGUGCCAUGGUGGGAUGCAAACUGUAGGGAGGCUGUUAAAAGAAGGAACAGGGCUUUCAGGCAGUUAAAAAAGCAUCACUCACUGGAAACUCUGAAUAACUAUUAAAGGUUACAGGCAGUUGUCCAGAGGACCAUAAGAGCAACUGAACAUGAAUACUGGAGGUAAUAUUGUAAUAAAAUUGUAAGAGAGACGUUAUCAUCUGAUGUAUGGGGGAUGUUUAGACGAAUGAGCAGAAUCAAGAGACAUUAUACAAUUCCAGUAUUAAUCAGUGGCAAUAAAACAGCGGUCAGUAAUAGGGAUAAAAGUGAACUUUUGGCAGAAACAUUAGUGAAAGUACACAAUUCAGAUAAUUUAUCAGUCAGAGCCAGACAGUGCAGGGACAACACUCUUGCCAUGAGUCCAGAUGUGAAUGUACAGAGAAUCACCCCAAUAAAUGAUUUAGAUGUACCCUUUAAUUUAUUUGAGUUAAGGAGGGCACUCUUAAUAUGGGGUGCCAU
Epinephelus lanceolatus (giant grouper) is the source of this 8843-nucleotide messenger RNA. The record is from RefSeq and is a predicted model, not a curated record. NCBI's taxonomy places the organism in Eukaryota, Metazoa, Chordata, Actinopteri, Perciformes, Serranidae.